Molecule: messenger RNA, 1849 nt
Organism: Harpegnathos saltator (Jerdon's jumping ant)
Lineage: Eukaryota; Metazoa; Arthropoda; Insecta; Hymenoptera; Formicidae
Exons: 7
Coding region: 39-1814 (591 amino acids)
Biological process (GO): microtubule-based movement
Cellular component (GO): microtubule; kinesin complex
Molecular function (GO): microtubule motor activity; microtubule binding; ATP hydrolysis activity
Source: RefSeq, a predicted model, not a curated record
UUCUAACAUUAGUAUAUAUUUCAGACGUUCUUUGUGAGAUGUCUGCAAGAUAUACGGCGAGACCGAAAGUCAAUGGAUUCGCAUCCCAUCUACUGGACCUUUCCGACCGACGGAAUAUUCCACGAGGCGUCCCAGGACAGAGUGUAUCGCACCAUCGCGAAGGAUCUUCUCGAAAAAGUUUUAGACGGCGUAAACUGCGUGCUGAUCAGCCACGGGCAGACCGGGUCCGGGAAGAGCUUCACGAUAGGCGGUCUCAGGAACGACUGGAGGGUACCAAUCUGCCUUGGAAUAUCUCCUGCUCUCGAGCUUUUGUCAUUCAUUCGGCUGAUCAUUCGGUCUGCGAUUUGCUCAUUAACCCUCGCCGAUCGCAGCACAGGGGGAUAGCCGCACGGCUCUUGUCCGACAUGUUCGCGGUGAAGGCGAAUCGACGGAAGUUCAACGACAUACGCUAUCGUCUAAGCUUCGUCGAAUUGAGAGGUAAACAGGUGGUCGAUCUUCUCGCCGUGCGAAGGCCGAAUGUCGUCAACGUCAACGUGGGCGACCUGUUCGAGAAUAUCACCGCGGUGAGCACGAAGAGCGAGCCGGAGGCCUUGAGGAAAUUAUUCGAAGGAGAGGCGAGACGAUCAACUACGACGGCCGCGUCGUAUCCGGUAUCGCACUUGGGCACCGCUGUCAUCACUUUUCACGUGUCGAACACGAGCUUGAUCGUGUCACAGGCGGUCGUGGCGACAGCAAAAAUACACAUCGUAGAGAUGGCUGGCAUUGGCACGGUGGGGAAAUCGAGUUGCACGAAAACGGCGAGCGACGUGGGUAUGGCGAAUCUGAUGAAGACCCAGCUGGAGCAGUACUUCUGGUAUCUUCGGGAACCAAGUGCCGCGACGUACAGCGUCGCCCGCUCGAACCUAUUGAGAUUGUUGAAGAAUGAGUUUACCGUCACCUCCAUCAUCCGUUUCAUAGCUCAUGUACGCGUCACAAGGGAAGACCUCAUCGUCACAUUGUCAACCAUGCGACUGGCCAUGGAAGUCGCAAGGCUGAAACCGAUCAAGACGGUGCGGCACGUUCAGCCGCAGACAGAGCUGAUCCUGCAGCGGCUGCAGGAGGAAGUGAAUGAGCUGAGGAAGGAGCUGCUGCUGAACGAUAUGUUCCUUCGUCAAGAAGCACUGAUGAACAUCUCGAAGACGAGGAUCGAGCAGAUCGGUCGGGACAUCACAAACUUCCUGAAGGGUUCCAUUUCGGAACUGACGCUCUUCAACGUCACGCAGGCGCAGAUAUUGGUGAAAAUCGUCAAGCAGCUGUACAACAAAUUAGUCGCGAAAGAAGAUGACGAAGAGAAAUUGAGCGAAGCGUGCGAGGAUGUGAUGAACUCGUUGAUGCCAGCAGACACCACUUUGCCCGCAACAUUGUUGCAGAACGCUGAAACAUUUAACGCAAUAGACUCGAGUAAUGUUUUUGACAAACGCGAAGAUGUUACGUCACAAAUGUAUACAGACAUUGACGAUAAACAGGUAGUAGAAGAAGUAGGAAUAUUAAAUAGACACGGCGUCUCGUUGAGACCUGUUAUGCAGAUGGAUGACACUGCAAUGAGACUAAAAUAUCCAAUUGCGCUGCAACCAGAUGAAUUGCAAACGGUCGAACUCACGUACGAAUGUCAGGAUAAAACGAGAAGAACGUUCCGUCAAUUGCAACGAAUAAUGGAACGUACAACCAAAGUAAAAACGGAGGUUGUAUGCGUAUUUGCGGAAAUUUUUUACUUCCGCGUAAAACGUUACAAAAUUUGGGAACAACUGUACGCUAGGGCUUUCACAUCUUAUUAACAAUGUCCAACUAUUCAGGCAAUAUUAAAAAAAUA